Messenger RNA from Funneliformis caledonium, 354 nucleotides. The record is from the annotation of a GenBank genome assembly. Lineage: Eukaryota; Fungi; Glomeromycota; Glomeromycetes; Glomerales; Glomeraceae.
AUGACCAUCGUUUUGGAUACCAUUGUCACUUUGGAUGUUAUUGCUAUUGAUGAUGCCAUCACUUUGGAUGCCGUUACCAUUGAUAAUGCUGUCACUUUGGAUGCUGUUGUCAUUGAUGAUAUUGUCGCUUUAGAUGCUGUUGCCAUUGAUACCAUUACUUUAGAUGCCAUUGCCAUUAAUACUAUCGUUUUAGAUGCCAUUAUCUUGGGUGCUGUCACAGCUUUAGAUGCUAUUUUAUUAGAUAACAUAUCUUUAUGUGUUGUCAUUUUAAUAAUAGAAGAAGGAGAAGUUAUCACUACUGAAGGAAUGAUAGAAAAUGAUAAAGGUGUUGUUAGUGAUUUGCUUGUUACCUGA